Messenger RNA from Lontra canadensis (Northern American river otter), 1590 nucleotides. RefSeq names its product RASD family member 2 (gene RASD2). Gene Ontology annotation, molecular function: GTPase activity; GTP binding. Bases 523 to 1323 code for a protein of 266 amino acids. The record is from RefSeq and is a predicted model, not a curated record. NCBI's taxonomy places the organism in Eukaryota, Metazoa, Chordata, Mammalia, Carnivora, Mustelidae. The transcript is spliced from 3 exons.
UGGCCUGUACAGUUCCCAGUGCACCCUGAAAAGAGGUGCCUUCUCUGGGCAGAUGAACUCCACAAAGACAUUCCCUGCUUUCCCACUCAGCUGGGUGCCUUGUGCAGUGCCCAGCCUGUACAACUGUGUGUGGCAGCAGGCUGAGGGUAGAGGAGACUGAUACCCAGCAGGCCUGUAUCCACUUCUAGUUCCUCUUCUCUAGAGGGAGGAGGGAUUCCUGCUGGGGUGGGCUGGGGAGCCAGAGAAGCCUCCAGAGAGGAGGUGGUAUGUGAGCCAGGGCUUGAAGCAUAAAGAGAAGAGGGUGUUCUGGCAGAGGGACCAGCACGAGCUAAGAAGUGGAGGCAGAUCUCAGCAGAGCUCCAACAGAGUGAUGGGCUCAGGAAUUCUGAGUGGAUUCUGACAGAAAGUGGACACCUAGACAGGAGCCCCGCGGAGGAGACCAAGGCGGCCAGCAAGAGGCUGCAGGGCCGGGUGCAGGGCCUCCUGGCGUCGGCUCCCCGCUCCGUGCCGCCGGCCCGAGCCAUGAUGAAGACCUUGUCCAGCGGGAACUGCACGCUCAGCGUGCCCGCCAAGAACUCGUACCGCAUGGUGGUGCUGGGCGCCUCGCGGGUGGGCAAGAGCUCCAUCGUCUCCCGCUUCCUCAACGGCCGCUUCGAGGACCAGUACACGCCCACCAUCGAGGACUUCCACCGGAAGGUCUACAACAUCCGAGGUGACAUGUACCAGCUGGACAUCCUGGACACGUCCGGCAACCACCCCUUCCCUGCCAUGCGCAGGCUCUCCAUCCUCACAGGUGACGUCUUCAUCCUGGUGUUCAGCCUGGAUAACCGGGAAUCAUUCGACGAGGUCAAGCGCCUCCAAAAGCAGAUCCUGGAGGUCAAAUCCUGCCUGAAGAACAAGACCAAGGAGGCGGCGGAACUGCCCAUGGUCAUCUGUGGCAAUAAGAACGACCACGGUGAGCUGUGUCGGCAGGUGCCCACCACCGAGGCCGAGCUACUGGUGUCCGGGGACGAGAACUGUGCCUACUUCGAGGUGUCGGCCAAGAAGAACACCAACGUGGAUGAGAUGUUCUACGUGCUCUUCAGCAUGGCCAAGCUGCCCCACGAGAUGAGCCCGGCCUUGCACCGCAAGAUCUCUGUGCAGUAUGGCGACGCCUUCCACCCUCGGCCCUUCUGCAUGCGCCGCGUCAAGGACAUGGACGCCUACGGCAUGGUCUCACCCUUUGCCCGCCGCCCUAGCGUCAACAGUGACCUCAAGUACAUCAAGGCCAAGGUCCUUCGGGAGGGCCAGGCCCGCGAGCGGGACAAAUGCACCAUCCAGUGACCGGGAGGGACGCUGGGGUGGGGCUAGGGCAGUGCCUUCCAGGAGGUGGCCCCAUGUGCCUGCUGUCCAUGUCCCCCCUCAACAAGACCCCCAACGGCAGCCAUGUUCGAAGGCCUCUGGCUCCAGAAUGGGCGACCCCAGUCUCUGACCUCUAUGUUCUCCUGCCUUUUCACCACUUCCCUCUGAUUCUGCUUUUCUGAGGUCCCCUGUGCUUCCAGCACCCAAAUCAGGGCCGCCCUAACCUUAGGGCUGUAAGAAAUGCUGAGG